This is a messenger RNA of Ananas comosus (pineapple), 3073 nucleotides long. RefSeq names its product BTB/POZ domain-containing protein At1g30440-like. Bases 877 to 2748 code for a protein of 623 amino acids. Lineage: Eukaryota; Viridiplantae; Streptophyta; Magnoliopsida; Poales; Bromeliaceae. The record is from RefSeq and is a predicted model, not a curated record. The transcript is spliced from 4 exons. Gene Ontology annotation, molecular function: protein binding.
AGAGAAGAGAGAGACAGGGAGGGGAAGAAGCGAAGGAGAAGGUCAAAAGAGGCCAAAAACCCAACCUUUUUUUAAUGUUUUUCUUUUUUUUAACUUUGUUGUUUUGGAUAGAAGCUUUGGCUCUCUCUCUCUCUCUCUCUCUCUCCUUCGGUUUCUAACUCUGCACACUAGUCCUUUGUACGCGGAUGUAGCUGCAACUUUUGGAAGGUUAUGGAUGAGAGGAGAGGGGAAGCGACGGAAUAGAAAGUGCUCUUUUUUGGGAGGGUUCUCUUUGCGUUAAUCUCUUACCCAUCUGAGUUUUUUGGGGGAUUUGCUAGGGAUUGGAGUGUCUUGGGUAGUUAUGUGGAGAUUUGGUGAUGGAUUUAGUGGUUUAAUUAGUUCAAAUUUGGUUUUUCUUUUAAUAUAUAUUUUAUAUUUUGAAGGGGAAUCUUAGGUGUAUGGGGGUUUGGUGAGGGGAGGGGAAUUGGAUAUGUGGGUUUUGUAGUUUCUGGUCUAAAAGAUUAGAUUUUGGAGCCUUUGGUGGGAUUAGGUCAAGGUUUUUGUAGGGUAUAUGACCCAAAUUGAUCGAUUUAGUGAAUAAUUUUGGUAGUUUAGGCUGGGGAACGAGUUUUAUUGAGAGUGGAUUAGGGGGUGUUUGUUGGGGUUUUUGGGGGUGGUUUAAUUGCUCAUCUUUGAUUUUAGGGUUUCUCUUUGAGGAUGGUUUUUUUGGGCUUUUCUUAAAUCUCAGCUUCGCGAGUAAACUAUGGGGGCAUAUUUUCCGAUUCAGAGUAGGUUUCCUUAAGAUUGGUGGGUAUUUCAAGGGUGGAAAAUUAGGUUUUUUUUAACAAAAAAUUAAGCGAUUAUUCACCUUGUAGUUCCAAUCUACGUUUUCUGAAGAUGGCCGGUAUGAAAUUGGGAUCGAAAUCCGAUACAUUCCGAAGACAAGGGCAAGCCUGGUUCUGUACAACCGGACUCCCCAGUGAUGUUACUGUUGAAGUUGGUGAGAUGUCCUUCCACCUUCACAAGUUCCCUCUGAUAUCCAAAAGCGGCCUCUUGGAGAAACUGAUAACGGAGAAUUCCGACAAAGAUGAUGGCUGCAUCAUAAAGCUACCCGAUAUUCCAGGCGGCGCGAAAUCAUUUGAGCUUGUGGCCAGGUUCUGCUAUGGUGUAAAGCUAGAGCUCACUGCCUCGAAUGUCGUCUACCUCCGAUGUGCAGCUGAGUAUCUCGAAAUGACCGAAGAAAUCCACGAGGGCAACCUGAUUGCCCAGACCGAGUUAUUCCUCAACCAAGUAGUUCUCCGUAGCUGGAAAGAUUCACUAAAAGCCCUUAAAACAUGCGACGAUCUCCUCCCUUAUGCUGAAAAUCUAAAUAUCGUGAAGAAAUGCAUUGAAUCAUUAGCUGUUAAAGCUUGCACAGAUCCGAACCUUUUUGGCUGGCCCAUAAUGGAGCAUGGAACCAUGCAGAGCCCAGGAGGGAGUGUUUUGUGGAAUGGAAUAAGCACAGGGGCUCGGCCCAGAAAUAGUAGUUCAGAUUGGUGGUUCGAUGAUGUUUCAUCCUUGAGCUUCCCUAUGCAUACAAGACUAAUCUCUGUAAUGGAAUCUCGGGGAAUCAGACGGGAGAUUAUUGCGGGGUCCUUAACAUGUUAUGCUAAAAAAUAUCUCCCUGGAUUGCAUAGGCGGCAUAGUUUGGGAUCUGUUCCUUUAACAUCUGUGCCACCUGAAGAAGAACAAAGGCAGCUUCUUCAAGAGAUUGAAAGAUUGCUACCCCUCGAAAAGGGCUUAAUCUCUACAAAAAUUCUAUUCGGACUUCUUCGAACCGCCAUGAUCCUAAGAGCUGACGAGUCCUGCAUUUCUAAUUUGGAAAGAAGGAUCGGAAUGCAGCUCGAUCAUGCUACCUUGGAAGAUCUAUUGCUGCCGAACUUCUCCGACUCGACUGAAACGCUUUAUGAUGUCGAUUGCGUACAAAGAAUUCUUGAGCAUUUCUUGGCCAUGGAUCAGGCUAAUGUUGGUGCGGCCUCCCCAUCUGAGGUUGAUGAGGAGCAGUCGGCAAGCUCCCAUUCAAUGGCGCCGAUAACUAAUGUAGCCAAGCUACUUGAUGCUUAUCUCGCAGAGGUCGCACCGGAUGUCAAUUUAAAACCACAGAAGUUUCGAUCUCUUGCUGCUGCUGUACCCGAUUAUGCCCGGCCGCUGGAUGAUGGACUUUACCAUGCAAUUGACAUUUAUUUGAAGGCACACCCUUGGCUAGCGGAAUCCGAGAGAGAGCAGCUCUGCCGGCUUAUGGACUGCCAGAAACUCUCCCUAGAAGCGUGCACUCACGCCGCUCAAAACGAGCGGCUUCCACUACGGAUUGUCGUUCAAGUCCUCUUCUUCGAACAGCUACAACUUCGGACCUCGAUCGCGGGUUGCUUACUUGUCUCUGAUAAUCUCGAUGGAUCAAGGCCCUUACGGAGUGGGUUAGCGGUUUCAGGCGAAGGCGGUGGGGGUUGGGCCACGGCUGUCAGGGAGAACCAAGUAUUGAAGGUGAGCAUGGACAACAUGAGGAUGAGGGUCUCGGAGCUCGAAAAGGAGUGCUUGAGCAUGAAGCAGGAAAUUGAGAAGUUGGGUCGAAUAACACAUCGCCGGAAUAACAACGUCUCAAGAAAGUUGGGAUUCAAAAUCAAGUCGCAGAUGUGCAGCGCCCAAGACAGUUCUGUCAGCGAGCAGCUGAGGAGCGAGAAGCCGCAAUUGAAGGCAUCAAAACACAAGAAACAGUUAUCUACGGUUCUCUGAGCGCUCUCUCUCUCUCUCUCUCUCUCCCUCUCUCUCUCUCCCCCUUCGACAUCAUAUGCUUGUAAGUUAGUUUUCUUCUCCCUUUAUUCAUUUUUUUCCCUUAUUUAUAGGUGUGACAACAAAAAUGGUUGUGGUCUCAAAAGAUUCAAUUCUUUGGAUGAAUUCUGUAUGAUGUUUGCUUGUUCUUUUAAAGGCUAUAAGAGACUUGACCAACAAAUAGAAGAUAGGAAGGUGUGAUUAUAUUUUAACUUCAUUUUCUUUCCAAAUGAAUGCUUGAAAUGUUGUUGGUUCUGGUCACAUUUUAUAGCAGCUAUUUUUCAAUUUC